AUGUUGAAGUUGGACGUGGAAUGCUUUGCUAUGGUCUCAUCAGAGCACUUGGCCGGAAAAUGCUACUUUCCCUCACUCAAAGAAUUGGACAUUUACCUUGGACCAGCCCAAAACAACCGUCGAUUUUACUCUAAUCGCGUGAAGGCCAUUAAUUCAUUCAUGCUCAAUCUGCCAGCCUUAUCGGACCUUAGGGUGACUGGAUGGCACCCGCGCAUAGCUGUUGAUACAAUAUUGGCAACGCAUGGAUCGCGCCUUGUCCACCUCUCCUUGAUAUCAUUCAACGGAAAAACACUUUCUUUGGAAAAUCUUCAUCAAUUAGUCGAAACCUGUCAAAUAUUAGAGACAUUAACUAUACAAAUCAAGCGCUCCAGAGGAAACUACGAGGAAUACGUCCAUUAUCAAACGCUAGGAUUACUACCAAGAUUACGCCAUCUCAAUUUCAAACUCGACGCUUACCAGUCCCUUAAUUAUGAUGAAAUGAAUGAAGAGGAUUUGCAACCCCCAAGUGAUCCUUCUUUUAGUGAAUUUGACGAGAGGUUAAGCUCAGUUCGAAUCAUCCCGCGCCGCUUCGCAAGGAAUGGUCACAUUAGGAAUACCUUCAUCAAUAGUACAUUGGAUAAGGAGCUCGCGCACAAUAUAUACCAGGCCAUUUACUCUCUGAGAUGUGAAGGAGACAGCCGCUUUGUCCCACUCGCUUCAAUGGAAAUAGGUGUCACUGGAGCUUGUCAAUUUGGCCAACACCCGUACAAUCAGACGCCGCCAUGUAUUAAGGAUGUAGUUGACUAUCUAGGCCGACCAUGCUACGUGAAGCGCGUUAUUGGAAGUGGUGGAAACGUCAAGGUCGUGAUAGAGCAAGAACCAUCAUCUGAGGUACCGAAGACUGACCGAGGAAGCGAAAUCCUGGAACUAAAUCAUCGGAUUGAUGCUGUUUACAAACGUGUUUGGCCUGCAAAAAGUUCACAUUGGUGGAAGAAUUGGCAUAGUUUUCCAUUGGCGAAAUCGGUUGAUGAGGAACUUGACUGGAAGUCGAGGUAA
Messenger RNA from Talaromyces marneffei, 1035 nucleotides. RefSeq lists its product as uncharacterized. The record is from RefSeq and is a predicted model, not a curated record. Lineage: Eukaryota; Fungi; Ascomycota; Eurotiomycetes; Eurotiales; Trichocomaceae. The transcript has a single exon. The coding region runs from base 1 to 1035 and encodes 344 amino acids.